AUGUCUUCGUUGCUUCACUACUACCGCGUAGCCGACCUCCACGUGAAUCCUGCGCUCCAAAAGAAGGCCAAUGAUGUCGGCUUCAAGAUGGUUAGCAGUGAGAUUUGCUACAACAUCCAGGCCACGGCUGCGCUGGAUGCGGAGGAGACCAAGAAGCUUGAGUAUCUGCUUCGGGAGACCUUCGAACCUGAGAAGUUCGGCUCGAAAAGCUUCCUCAGCGGGAAAGUGGUGGAGGUGGCGCCACGACAACAGUUCACCAGUGCGUGGUCCACCAACGCCGUGUCCAUUUGCCACUCCAUCUCCCUGGAAAAGAUCGUGCGCAUUGAGAAGUCGAGACGCUACCAGGUGGAGACCAGCACAGAUUCCUUGAAAUCCUUUGCCAAGUUGGUCCACGACCGCAUGACGGAGUGCGAGUACCCCAGUGGCAUUAGUACUUUUGAGGAGCACCAGGAACCCGAGGGCUGGACACGAGUGCCGGUCAUGGCGCAGGGAGCCAAAGCUUUGGAGGAGCUCUCCAAGCAGAAGGGCUUGGGCUAUGAUGAGCAGGAUAUCGCCUACUACCUGCGCGUCUUUAGAGACGAGUUGAAGCGGGAUCCCACCACGGUGGAAUGCUUUGACUUGGCACAGGGUAACUCCGAGCACAGCCGGCACUGGUUCUUUGGUGGAAAGGUGGUCAUUGAUGGCGAGGACAUGCCUUUGACCCUCUUCCAGUGGGUGAAGCGACCAUUGAAGGAGCGAAUCAGCAACAGCGUCAUUGGCUUCCACGACAACAGCAGUGCCCUACGAGGUUAUGCGCAUACGGCGUUUUUGCCCAGCGGCUCCGUGGCUCAACCGUCGGCUUUCAAGGAGGUGACCAGGGACUUUGACAUCACUUUGACGGUUGAAACGCAUAACUUCCCCUGUGGCAUUGCACCAUUUCCAGGUGCUGAGACGGGAGCGGGUGGCCGCAUCCGUGAUGGUGAGAGCACGGGCAAGGGCUCGUUGGUGGUGGCCGCAGUGGCUGGCUAUGCCACUGGGAAUCUACACAUCCCAGGCUACAAGAUGCCUUGGGAGUUUGAAGAUUUCAAAUAUCCUUCCAACAUGGCACCGCCACUGCAGGUACUCAUUGACUGCUCGAAUGGCGCCAGCGAUUAUGGCAACAAGUUUGGAGAACCCUUGAUCUGCGGUUGGACCAGGUCCUGCGGCAUGCGACUGCCCAGCGGUGAACGCUUCGAGUGGGUGAAGCCGAUUAUGCUCAGCGGAGGCCUUGGUCAAAUGGAUCAUGGACAUUUGGUGAAGGAAGACCCCCAGGCUGGUCAGUUGGUGGUGAAGAUCGGCGGCCCUGCGUACCGCAUCGGCGUGGGAGGCGGGGCCGCCUCCUCCAUGGUGGCCGGCGACAACCAGGAAGAGUUAGAUUUCAACGCGGUGCAGCGUGGCGAUGCAGAGAUGCAACAGAAGGUGAAUCGCGUGGUUCGGGCCUGUGUGGAGCUUGGGCCCAAGAACCCUAUCCUUUCGAUUCACGACCAAGGAGCUGGAGGCUCCGGAAACGUGCUGAAAGAGAUCAGCGAGCCUGCAGGCGCUGUCAUCGACCUGCGCAAGAUGCACGUGGGCGAUCCAUCGAUGUCAUUUCUGGAGCUAUGGACGGCUGAGUUUCAGGAGAACAAUGCCCUUCUUCUGGGCAAAGAAAAUGAGGCCAUGUUCGACCAAAUUUGCAAACGAGAGAAAGUCCCCUAUGCCGUGUUGGGUACCAUCACCGGAGAUGGUCAAGUGGUCGUAAAGGAUUCUCGCGAUGGAAGCACACCGGUGGAUCUUCCAUUGGAGAAGGUCUUGGGAAAGAUGCCACAGAAGGUCUUUCCAAUGCAACGCAUCUACAAACAAACGCCGAGAGCACUGGAUCUUCCACCUUCUCUUACGGUGCAAGUGGCGUUGGAGACAGGUGUCUUGCGCUUAUUGUCGGUGUGCUCCAAGCGCUUCUUGACCAACAAGGUCGAUCGUUCCGUCACGGGGCAGAUUGCGCAACAGCAAUGUGUGGGACCAUUGCAGACGCCCCUGGCGGAUUUCGCAUGCAUCGCCCAGAGCCCUCUGAGUAUGUCCGGGGCGAUGUCGGGCGGUGCGACGGCCAUUGGAGAGCAGCCGCUGAAGGGCUUGCCAGGUGACCCUGAGAGUUGCAUCUCGAUGGCGCGGCUGGCAGUGGCUGAGGCGCUGACCAACUUGGCGUGGAUCCGAAUCCCAACACUGGAUUCCAUCAAGGCCUCGGGCAAUUGGAUGUGGGCUGCCAAAUUGCCGGGGGAAGGCCCCAAGAUGUACGACAUUGCAGAGGCGCUCAGCAACAUCAUGGUGGAGUUGGGCAUUGCCAUCGACGGCGGGAAGGAUUCACUGUCCAUGGCAGCUCGGGUGCCACUGGGCAAUGGACAGGUCGAAACGGCCAAGAGUCCGGGGCAGUUCGUGCUCACCGUCUACGCACCUGUGCCAGACGUCCGCAUCAAGGCCACGCCAGAUCUGAAGACCCACGGCGACGGCGUCCUGCUCUUCGUGGACCUGGGCGCUGGACCGCCGGUGCUUGGCGGCUCUGCCCUCUCGCAGGUCUUUGGACAGCUGGGUUUCGGCAAGUCACCACAAGUGGACGCGAAAGCUUUGAAGGUGACACAGAUUACCUCGGGCGCAGAUGCUGAGGACCAACGGGUCUUGUGUGCCGCCUUUGCCGAAGUUGCCGCGGAGGCUUCGGAGAUCGAACGCACCGCCAUCGAGUUGGAUCGCGCUGGAGAUGCGGAGCAGGCCAUGUCGGUCUAUCGUCAAGCAGCAGAUCGCAUGGCCAAGGCGGCAUCACUCUGCCCUGAAGGCAACCCGGACCGCACGGUCUUAGCCAAGCACGCCGGCGAGAUCUUUGGUCGCAUCGUCUACCUCGAGAGUUUGCAGGGUGCUGUAGCUACGGCACCGCCCGAGGCACACAUCGGAUGCGAUAAAUUGGUGCUGGGCCAUGGUGUGGAGAGACAGGAUUCCGAUGGCUAUCAGGUCUUGUGUGAUCCUUCUCGGGGUGGUGUGCAUGAGCCCAACUGGCGACAGAAAGCUGUGAGCGCGGCAGCAGUGAGUGGCGCCGCCGGGCUCCUGGUCCUCCACGCCCCCGUCUGUGCGCUGGGGCUGGCAGCCGGCGCGGCAUAUGCCACCACGCGCAAGGACAGUGCUGGUGAUGCUGCCAGAUCUAUGGGUUGCAUGGGGCUGCAGGCGGCGGAACACGUGAAGCAGGUGGCGCACCAAAAUCGCCUGGGUGAACGGGCGCAGGAUGCCUUCAGUGGAGUCCGCUCUUUUGAUCAACGCUGGAGGGUCUCUGAAAGAACUCAGGCCUUGGCGAGUAGCAGUGUGAGCACUCUGCGAGACAUUGACGAGAAACACCAG
Messenger RNA from Cladocopium goreaui, 3372 nucleotides. The record is from the annotation of a GenBank genome assembly. NCBI's taxonomy places the organism in Eukaryota, Dinophyceae, Suessiales, Symbiodiniaceae.